GAUUGAUCUCAGUAACAUCCAAUGGAAGAUCAAGAAAGGUGUGAAAACGCAUCUCCAGAAACGAUUCAUCUUUGAGAUCACAAAUUUGGAUUUAAACCCACAAUCCCCCUUCUAACUUAUCUUCAUAAAGAGGAAGCCAGUUAGAGCUUCUUCCCAAAUCCAAGAACCAUUUCACUUGGAUUCCUAAAGCUCCAAAUUCUUCAAAGCAAAAAAGAUCUCCAUAUUCAAAAGGCCUUAAAUUUUCCCUACAGAUAACCAAAAAAAGUGGCUUAAACUUUGGAGGCAGAACCCUUCUCAGGAAACAUACCGAUGACUUCGAAACAAGUGUUGACUGAUUACACUAUGCUGUAAGACUCAACAUUUUCCAAUCCUAUAUACAUUUUUGUAUACUAUAAAUAGUAACUCUUGAGGGUUUUAAGAGGGAUGGCCAUGUGUUUCUUCUAGGAGAAAAGCACUUCCACCUUGUAUUCAGCACAAAAAGUGAGACUGAAAAACUCCACUUUCUGGUUUUUGCCAAAUACACCGGAAAGUUAUAUACAAGAAAGAAGAAAACAAGGAUGGAAGACAAGGUUGAUUCAGACAGGAUCGACGAUGUUAUGAUGCCCGGUUUUCGAUUCCAUCCCACGGAUGAGGAGCUCGUCGGAUUCUACCUCAAAAGAAAGAUUCAGCAGAGAUCACUUCCUCUUGAACUGAUUAAGCAAGUUGAUAUUUACAAGUAUGAUCCAUGGGAUCUUCCAAAGUUGGCAUCUAGUGGGGAGAAAGAAUGGUAUUUCUACUGUCCAAGGGACCGUAAAUACAGAAACAGCGCGCGGCCUAAUCGCGUCACAGGGGCUGGAUUUUGGAAAGCCACGGGAACUGAUAGGCCAAUUUACUCCUCAGAUGGAACCAAAUGCAUUGGCCUGAAGAAAUCCCUGGUGUUCUACAGAGGCAGAGCUGCCAAAGGGAUUAAAACUGAUUGGAUGAUGCACGAGUUUCGGCUACCUACAGCCACCACUAAUGAACCAGCUCCACCACCCAAGAAGCUCUCUGACAAAUCCCUUCCUCUUCAUGAUGCAUGGGCAAUCUGCAGAAUAUUUAAGAAAACAAACUCCUUAGCUCACAGGGCACUUUCUCAUCACAAUUGGAUAGCAGCACAAUUCCCUGAAACAUCCACUGAUAUGUUUUAUGCUCAGUACAGCUCAGAGAAUAUGUCUUGCACAACAGAAACUGGAUCAACUAUGCAGCUCUGCAGUAACAACAAUGAUCAUUUGCAGCAAGCUACUUCUAAUGCAACAUUUUCUGCACUAAACAUUCCAUCCUGCAAACCAGAAAAUGGGCUCUUUUUCAGGCCACCAUUUUCAUCAAAUCCAGAUGGAGAUCUUCCCAACAACAAUUUCCUGUUUUCAUCCUCAGAAGAUAUAUCAGGACAAUCAAACAAGGGUGCAUUGGAUGUUUCCUCAAUUCUGUUCAACUUAUCCCCUAACUUAUUAGGCGAUCUCAACACUAAGAACUCAGAAAGCAUCGAUUUUGAUGGCUCGCAACAGCAUAAUUUCAACAGCUUUUCAAUCAGUUCAUCAUCUCCAGAGAUGCAAGAAGGGAUCAGCAUGGAGAAUGAUGAUUCAGCAGGAGGAGGGCUGAGGAAAGGUCAAAGGGAUAGUGGUGAUGAUGAUGAAAAUCUUCAAUGGGGUCAAAUGAGAUCAAUGGGAUUCCCUUUCAGUUUGCCUAAUCUGCCAUGGGACUCACCAAAUGCUAGUGAAAUUUCCACUACUUACUCAAACAAGUGUUAUACAUAAAAUCAUGUUUAUAAUUAAGGAGCAAACUGUAAUCGUCAGUCUUGAAUAUAUCAGAAAAUCCCUGUUGCAUAAAGCUUCUUCUAAAUUCUAAAUUUGCUCUCAUGUAAAUAUAAUUAUACUGCGACAACUAUUGUAAAUCUCAUGUAUCCCCUAAAUGUUGAAUAGAUACACUCUUGUAAAAAUUUGAGUAUAUUAGUCGGCUUGUAGCUUGCUUUAAACUUCUUUUUCUUUUAACAUUUGUUAAUAGUGC
Molecule: messenger RNA, 2022 nt
Organism: Oldenlandia corymbosa var. corymbosa
Lineage: Eukaryota; Viridiplantae; Streptophyta; Magnoliopsida; Gentianales; Rubiaceae
Source: the annotation of a GenBank genome assembly